AUGGUUCGCACUUUACUACUUGCUCCUUUAGCCGCCGCCGUAGCGUCCGCUGCAACUUUGACCGAGCGUCAAUCCAAUACUUGUGCCUGCGGGUAUAAGGAUUCUACUGGCGCAGUAUGGCGGGAGUCUAUUGUCUCCGAUUUUACGGCUGGCGCAGAAUCUGUCUUGAGCCAGAACUACUAUAAAUUCACAUGGCAAGAAGACCAUGCAAACGUUCCGUACGGAAUGCAAUACACCGCCAACAACGUAUACGCGUACAACGAUGGUCUAGGAAUCAAGACCUCCGCGUACUCUGGCAGUGGGCGAGUUCAAGUCGGUGGAAUUGGCACCACACGUGAAGAUAUUCUUUAUGGCACUUUCAGGAUGAGAGCUACGGUUCCCAAGGUACCUGGUGUGUGCUUCGGAUUCUUCACCUACAAGAGCGAUACUCAAGAAGCCGAUAUCGAAUUCUUGAGUUCGGACUCGGACUAUUACCAACGCGUACACCAAACCAACCAACCUGGAUUGAUCAACGGUAACACAGACCCUAACGCAUACAAGGCUGUCGUUAUCCCAGGUGCAGACUUUACAGCUUUCCAUGAGCACCGCCUCGAUUGGCUUCCUGGCUCUACCAAGUACUACUACGAUGGUUCCUUGAAAUCGACUGUUUCUAAGAACUCUCCUACCGUUGCUUCUUCUAUCCUUGCCAACGUUUGGUCCGAUGGUGGCUCUGGCUGGACCAAAGGCCCGCCAACUCAGGAUGCCAUCGCCAACAUCUACUACAUCAAGGCUUAUUUCAACUCGACGUCGCUCUCAGCUAGCCAGUUCAACUCGCGCUGCGCGGCUGCUUCUAACAAGACACCUUGCUCCAUUUGA
Rhizoctonia solani is the source of this 855-nucleotide messenger RNA. RefSeq names its product glycoside hydrolase family 16 protein. Bases 1 to 855 code for a protein of 284 amino acids. Gene Ontology annotation, biological process: carbohydrate metabolic process. Gene Ontology annotation, molecular function: hydrolase activity, hydrolyzing O-glycosyl compounds. Lineage: Eukaryota; Fungi; Basidiomycota; Agaricomycetes; Cantharellales; Ceratobasidiaceae. The record is from RefSeq and is a predicted model, not a curated record. The transcript is spliced from 7 exons.